This is a messenger RNA of Malaya genurostris, 1024 nucleotides long. Its product is annotated as cilia- and flagella-associated protein 20-like. The record is from RefSeq and is a predicted model, not a curated record. The transcript has 2 exons. Lineage: Eukaryota; Metazoa; Arthropoda; Insecta; Diptera; Culicidae. Gene Ontology annotation, cellular component: ciliary basal body; motile cilium. The coding region runs from base 35 to 985 and encodes 316 amino acids. Gene Ontology annotation, biological process: cilium assembly; positive regulation of cell motility; regulation of cilium beat frequency involved in ciliary motility.
UGUUUAGUUGCAUCUCCUUUCAUCAUCCGUCAUCAUGUUUCGAAAUACAUAUCAGCGAGGUUUUCUAAUUGUAUUUUCCAGUAGCGGAAGUAAACCGCUAGAGAUAUGGGAUAUAAAGACCAAGAAUGGUCAUGCCAAACGUGUAACGGAUGAAGAACUCAAAUUGAUGUCAUUUGAGCUGAUGGGUGCUAACGUGGCCACCACCUACAUGGUAGCCCCGAAGUGCCCGUGUCCUUCGUUGGGUAUAAAACUACCGUUUUUAGUUUUGUUGGUGAAGAAUUUGAAGAAAUUUUUCUCUUUUGAAAUUCAGAUAUUGGAUGAUCAUAGAUUGUUGCGCCGCUUUCGUGCUUCGAACUACCAAAGUGCCACUAGGGUUGAUAAUUUUUCCACAGCUAUGCCACUUGCUCUUACGCCCGGUUGGAAUCAAAUUCAAUUCAAUCUGGCCGAUUUCACUCGACGAGCUUAUGGAACAAACUAUAUAGAGACGGUUCGAAUCCAGAUCAAUGCUAACGUUCGAGUCAAGCGCAUCUACUUCUGUGAUAUUCUUCGUCCGGAUGAUGAGCUUCCUCCCCAGCUAAGACUACACCCUCCGUUGAGACCUCACAAAAUAAGUGACGCUCUCAGGGGCAAGAAAACGGCCGAGCCGGAAACAGUUAGACCUCCGACUCCCGAGAAAGAUGCGACAGGGGAAAAUGGUGACAAAAUUGAGACAACCGAGAAGAGUGACCAUACAACAGUAUUGGAAGAGGUUGUGCCUCAGCAGCGAAUUUCUUCUAUUGUGAUCCAAACAGUGACGCAAGAUGAACUCGAAAGUCCAGCUGUUCAAGACAUUUACAAUGAAAAUGAGCUCAUGGAUAACGUGAAUCCCAUCGAUCAAGUAGUGGAUGAUGGAACUGUUCUUGAAACUGUUGAAGAUUUGGAAAUUACUCCUGCGGAAAUUCCGCAGAUGUCUGCCACAGAAAUUGAAAAUCAAUAUUUUUAUUAAACUAAUUAAUUUAUUGAACAUUUAGGAUAUACAAUAAAA